Molecule: messenger RNA, 2787 nt
Organism: Humulus lupulus (European hop)
Lineage: Eukaryota; Viridiplantae; Streptophyta; Magnoliopsida; Rosales; Cannabaceae
Product: serine hydroxymethyltransferase 7-like
Exons: 4
Coding region: 410-2206 (598 amino acids)
Biological process (GO): tetrahydrofolate interconversion; folic acid metabolic process; L-serine catabolic process
Cellular component (GO): cytoplasm
Molecular function (GO): cobalt ion binding; pyridoxal phosphate binding; serine binding
Source: RefSeq, a predicted model, not a curated record
AAAAAUUCCUACAAGGAAACACCAACCAGUCCACCCUUACUCCUACCACCACCACCCAAGACAGCUAUAAACCAUGAGGUAGCACAAUCUUAUGUCGUUCCUCAUCUCCAACAAUUCAUUUUUCAUUUAGGGUUAGGGCUUGGGCUAGGGCUUCCGAUUGCAAUUCAAAAUCCUUCCAUGGAAUCAUCUUCAUCGUCUUCUUCCUUCUCCAGAUUCUUCAAGUACUGCUACUGCUCAUCUUUGAAGUGUCGCUGUUUCUGUUGCUGCUAUUGCUGUCGUCGUUCUUAAUUCUGCUCUUUUCAUUUAUAUAUAUACAUAGAUAUACGCAUUCAUAUAAUCAUCCUUUCUAUAUAUUCUGUUGCGAUUGGUAUUGGGCUCUAGGAUGUUGGUUGUUUCUCCGUGAUUAAUCAUGGACAUGUCGCAUCCUCAAUCUACUCUCUCCCUUGGAUUUUCUUCCCACACUUCUUCGUCUCCGUCGCCACCUCCUCCGCCCAGCCGAACCCAGAUUGCCGACGAUUCAAUUUCUCUCCAGCUUGACUCCAGCCUGCGCGACCCGAUCCACUCGGUCCCGCCAGUUCCGCUGCAGUUGCUGGAGCCGCAGGCACAGGCCGAAAAUAAUGGUAAUUUCGAGAGGGAAAUCGAUGAAGACGAUGAUGAGGAUAGGGAGGUUGAGGUCCGGAUUCUGGGCCACUCCAUGUGCUUGAAACGGAGGAGGGAUAGUGAAUCAUCCUCAUCGACGACCUCGGCUGCCAGUAACUCAAAGCGAGUCUCGUUUGGACCUGAUCUUGAGGCCCGAAGAGGUGCCGUCCGGGCGUGGGGCGACCAACCCCUCCGGAUUGCGGAUCCCGAUGUGUUUGAGAUUAUGGAGAAGGAGAAGAAUAGGCAAUACAAGGGAAUUGAGCUGAUAGCUUCGGAGAAUUUUGUAUGUAAGGCGGUUAUGGAAGCACUAGGAAGCCAUUUGACCAAUAAGUACUCGGAAGGAAUGCCCGGUGCUAGAUAUUAUUGUGGGAAUCAGUACAUUGAUGAGAUUGAAAAUAUUUGUUGUGAUCGGGCAUUGGCUGCGUUCAAUCUUGAUGCUAACAAUUGGGGUGUGAACGUGCAGCCUUACUCCUGUACCUCUGCGAAUUUUGCUGUAUACACGGGGUUGCUGUUACCGGGUGAUCGGAUAAUGGGAUUGGAUACUCCGUCAGGAGGGAACACCAGUCAUGGAUACUAUACUCCAAAUGGGAGGAAAGUUUCUGGGGCAUCAAUUUUCUUUGAGAGUUUGCCUUACAAGGUGAACCCAUUAACUGGUCUUAUUGACUAUGAUAAGCUUGAGGAGAGGGCGCUUGAUUUUCGUCCCAAGAUACUUAUUUGUGGUGGGAGUUCUUAUCCUCGUGAAUGGGACUAUUCGAGGUUUAGACUGAUUGCGGACAAGUGCGGAGCAGUUCUAUUGUGUGAUAUGGCUCAAAUCAGUGGGCUUAUUGCUGCGAAUGCAUGUGAUAAUCCUUUUGAUUACUGUGACAUUGUGACGUCAACUACCCAUAAAAGUCUUCGAGGUCCCAGGGGAGGCAUAAUUUUUUAUAGGAAGGGUACUAAACCAAGAAAGAGAGGGACACUUUUAACUCAGGGAGAUGAAAGUGAUCACUAUGACUUUGAGGAAAAGAUAAAUUUUGCUGUAACCCCAGCUUUGCAAGGUGGACCUCACAAUAACCACAUUGCUGCUCUUGCCAUUGCCCUGAAACAAGUGGCUACUCCUGUGUACAAGGCGUAUAUGCACCAAGUGAAGAAAAAUGCUCAUGCACUGGCUUCUGCAUUAUUGAGAAGAAAAUGCAAGUUGAUAACUGGAGGAACCGACAACCAUUUGAUUCUUUGGGAUUUAAGGCCUUUAGGCUUAACAGGUAAGACCUAUGAAAAGGUCUGCGAAAUGUGUCACAUUACCCUUAAUAAGAUUACGAUUUCUAGUGACAAUGGAACUAUUUCUCCUGGUGGAGUAAGGGUCGGUACCCCUGCUAUGACAUCAAGAGGUUGUCUGGAGUCUGAUUUCGAGACAGUAGCAGAGUUUCUCCUUAAAGCUGCACAUAUAGCUAGUGUGGUGCAGAGAGAGCAUGGAAAAUUUCCAAGAGCUUUCCUGAAAGCUCUGGAGAACAACAAGGACAUUAUGGAGCUUCGGCAUCGUGUUGAAUCUUUUGCAAGUCAGUUUGCAUUGCCAGGAUUUGAUGUUUGACUCGAAAUUGCAAGUGCAAUUCUGUAGGAUGACCGUCUUUUUGCUCCAGAGAGUCUGGUGCACUUGGAUUUCCAAAUAUUGUUCUGUGGCUUUUACCAAAGAUCUUUUUUGGCCUCUCCCUGAUUUUGUUGGGCUAUCAUGCAAAUGCCAACCUCUUACUGAUCACUGUCAUAGUAAUGCAGGGAGGUUGGGUGAUGAAAUCAGGACCAUUUUUUCAUAACCGCUGCGCACUUCAUUACAGAAGUGGAUGCAGGAGUCCAGUGUGGGCUUUGUGGCCGUGGCAGACAAGGUAAUUAGUGUCUAGUGCAAGUACAGUUAGCAAAACCCUUCUUACAAUAUUUGAAUGACGGUUUCUUUCUCAAAUUCGUUACAGUAGAGGCUUUGUUGGGUCAAAUAUCCCUUUUGAACCCAUUACAUUUUUCUAUAUUCUUGCUUAUAAAGGAUAAUUGUUUGUGUACAGCAGGCCGGUCUUGUCUGUCCUGAAAUCUUACAUGAAAUUCAAAAUUGGACUGAAAAUUUAAGCGAUGCAGGUUUGACCUGUACUUUAUUAUAUAUAUUUAUAGGAGAUCUUUGUGGUUCUA